Molecule: messenger RNA, 233 nt
Organism: Geodia barretti
Lineage: Eukaryota; Metazoa; Porifera; Demospongiae; Tetractinellida; Geodiidae
Source: the annotation of a GenBank genome assembly
CCAACAUCUCCAUUCUCAUUCACUGCAGCUACUGAUAUGGAGUAGUUUGUGGAGCUACUCAGUCCAGUCAGAGUAACUCGUACUCCACUCCUCCAGUCUUCACCAUCUCCCAGAUGAUUCGACCAUUGACCAGUCUACAGUUGGAGAGGCCACUCCACUGGACAGAGAUCUCAGUGGAGCUCUCAGCCUCUGCUAUCACAUCCCCAGGAGCCUCUCUUGCACCUGUACAUACA